AUGUUAUUAUGGAAUUGUGUUCAUGAAAUUUUGCCAGUUGCAGAUACUUUAUCGAAGUACAUGGAGUCAAUUUCUAGAUAUUGUAGUCGUUGCUCCUAUAUUCCUGAAACUCAUCUACACUUAUUUCGUGAUUGUGGUGAUUCAAGCAUUCUUUGGAAUUUCAUUUUCCAACGUAUUACAGUAGCCAAAGAAGUUUUCUUGAAUUCUUUCUUUAAUUUGAAUUGGCAACAAUGGAUGGCCUAUAAUCUUAGUUUAAGCAGAAGUUGGAGAAUGGUUUUCAUUGUGGCUGUGUGGCAUAUUUGGAAGGCACGAAAUAGAGCAGUGUUUGAGUUGAAAAUGAUCAAACCUUUUUCUGUCUAUAAUGCUUUUUAUGUAGAUUAUAGGGAAAAUAUUUUAAUGAUGCAGGGAAAGGGAGCAGGAAACUGGUUGCAGAAGGCUCCAGCGUGGAAACCACCAGCACCAAGCUUUUUAAAAUUGAACAUAGAUGGUAGCUGGAAAGAGAAAGAUGAAGCAGGAGGUGGUGGUGUGUUUCGAAGCGAGACAGGAAAUUGGUAUAUUGGUUUUGCGAGUAAAUACAAUGCCAUUACACCACUUGCAGCAGAACUUUAUGCGUUGAGGGAAGGCCUUCAAAUGGCAGUCGAGUAUGGAGUGCAAAAACUUGAAGUGGAAACGGAUGCGGAGCUGUUGAUAAAAUUGUUGACAUCAAUGGAAGAUUAUUAUCAUCAUGAAUUGGCUCCGGUUAUCAAAGACGUAGCUUGCCUGAUGACAAGAUUCAGUUCUUUCUCGAUCACUCAUCUUCCAAGGUUAUUCAACAAGCUAGCUCAUUGUAUGGGGCAGUAUGCAAUUUCAAUGGCAUUGGGACAUAAAGUGUUCCUGGAUCCGCCACCAUUCACGGAUGUAGUGUAUCAGACUCAGCUUAAGCAGGCCAAGGAUAGUUUAAAGCAGAUGGGGGAGUCUUCUUCAGCAUCUCAACGACGGGAACAAGUAAUCAACUUGGAGAUUCCUCCCCCACCAGAAGAACAUCCCUCCAUAACGGUCACAACAGAAAUUAUGUUUGGAACUAUACCUACCAAAGUGACUACUCAUUUGGUGAGUGCAAAGACAGCUUCAGAUGCAAAGAAAGGCCAAUUCUCAAGCGAUAAAGAGUAG
This is a messenger RNA of Spinacia oleracea (spinach), 1149 nucleotides long. RefSeq lists its product as uncharacterized. The record is from RefSeq and is a predicted model, not a curated record. Bases 1 to 1149 code for a protein of 382 amino acids. Gene Ontology annotation, molecular function: nucleic acid binding; RNA-DNA hybrid ribonuclease activity. The transcript has a single exon. NCBI's taxonomy places the organism in Eukaryota, Viridiplantae, Streptophyta, Magnoliopsida, Caryophyllales, Amaranthaceae.